Molecule: messenger RNA, 3099 nt
Organism: Pygocentrus nattereri (red-bellied piranha)
Lineage: Eukaryota; Metazoa; Chordata; Actinopteri; Characiformes; Serrasalmidae
Gene: scamp3
Product: secretory carrier membrane protein 3
Exons: 9
Coding region: 465-1496 (343 amino acids)
Biological process (GO): protein transport
Cellular component (GO): recycling endosome membrane; trans-Golgi network membrane
Source: RefSeq, a predicted model, not a curated record
CGCACGUGGCUCUGCGUCCGCAGUCACAUGACUGGUAUUUCCCGAAGUCUUCUCCGUUGUUACGGUGCGAUAAAAAAAUCGCUGUAUUCGGCCGCAAAUCCGAAAAAGCAGCGCCGUCGGUUUAACAGAAGAGCGGAGCGUCGCGCAGACGAACAGCAGGAGUCCUAAAGCCGCCGUGAAGGAGCUGUUAGAGCCUCUCGGCUGCUGAAGAAGGAGAAGGAGGAAAGGGAGGAGGAGGCUCGUCCUGACGGUGUGGCUGUGUGUUUGGAUGCGGCGCAGCUCGAAAACAAGCCGAAGCGCAGCCGAGUAAAGCGGCAGACCAGGCUGCGGGGAAGAUUCGGGGUUAGUGUGAGCGGACAGGGGCUCUGCGGGUCUCAGCGCUUCAGUUCUGCGUGUUAAGCCAUCAGGCGGACGGGUUGGCCAGCCUCGCUAUCGCAGCUCUCAGAGCCUCCUCCACACUCGAAAUGUCCAAGUACACGAGUUUCCCGGAGCCCGGCGACGACCACAAUCCCUUCCAGGAUCCUUCAGUGACACAGCACAGCAGCAACACAGACUACCCCACUCUGGACCUGUACAACCCCUUCGACACCAGAGCACCAGGGCCUCCACCUCCUUAUGAGGCCACACCUCCAUCUGCACCACCCCCUGCUCAGACUCCGCCCAUCAGAACAACUCCUACAGAACCCAGAAAUUAUGGAUCCUAUGGCACGCAGCAGUCUGCGGUGAAUGCCACCACAGCGGAUCUCCUGAGGAAGCAGGAGGAGUUGGAGAGGAAAGCAAGGGAGUUAGAGAGGAGGGAGAGAGAGCUGGACUCUCACGCUCGCGGCACUGGAUCGUCUCGUCAGAAUAAUUGGCCUCCUUUGCCCUCUUUCUGUCCGGUGGGACCCUGCUUCUAUCAGGACAUUAAUGUGGAGAUCAACCAGAGAUUCCAGCGCACUGUCACCAUCAUGUACUAUUUCUGGAUGUUUUCAGCCGGUACUCUGAUCUUUAACUUAAUAUCCUGCCUGGCUUUGUUCUGUGUGGAUGUCCAAAACGGAGUGGGCCUUGGCCUGGCCAUCCUCUGGCUUGUCCUUUUUACCCCCUGCUCCUUUGUCUGUUGGUACAGGCCUGUGUACAAAGCCUUCAGGAGUGAUAGCUCUUUCAACUUCUUUGCAUUCUUCUUCAUCUUCUUUGCCCAAGUGAUCCUCUAUGUCCUCAUGACCAUUGGCAUCCCAGGCUGGGGCUUCAGCGGAUGGAUUGUGGGUCUUUAUGCACUAAAGAAGAAAGUGGCUGUAGGGGUGAUCAUGCUGCUGAAUGCUGUGCUCUUCACUGCCCAGGCAGCCAUGGGAGUGGUCAUGCUCAAGAAGGUCCACUCUCUGUACAGGCAAACUGGAGCAAGUUUCCAGAAGGCACAGGCUGAGUUUGCCACUGAGGUCUUUUCAAAUCAGGCUGUGCGCCAGGCAGCUGCAAACGCCACGGCCUCGGCAGCACAAGGGGCUUUCACCGGAGCCCGGUAGAGUGGAGGAUGAGGGUGGAGGGGGGGUGGGGUGCGGGGAAGAUGAGAAUGAAGCUGGAGGGCUUAAAACAAAAAAGUACAGCCAAUAGAGAGCAUUUAUUCCUACAGUCCAGCUCUGUUCCAGACAUUUAUGCACUUAGACGAAGCCCUACAUGACAUGUAAUAACAGGAUAAUGUACUAGCUAUCAUAGCUGUGCUGGACUCUUAACAGUUUGGUGUAGGUGCAGAUUUAGGAAUUCUCAACUCUGACAUCAAUGUGACUGAUAAAAUGGUUGAAAAAGGAGAGGAGAAAGUAACCAAGCACUUGUAUGUUGCCUUAAUGACAGAACAGUAAUUGGCCACACUGUUGUCGAGGCCUCCAAAUAAAGAAAGGGAGAAGAUACAAUCAAGUUUUAAUUAAUGGCCAUAAAGCAGUUACCUGGUCUAAGUAUUGUGAUGAAUACUCUUAUGGUGGUUUGAGUCAGGGCCGUUAAGCAGUAUGAAAAAAUGAAAGCAGAGAUGUUUAAAAGCUUAGGAGAAGAACAGCAUGUACUAUAGAAUCGUAAUUCCGCUUCGUGAUCACGCAGUCAAGGUGGAUGGCACCACCAAGGUCUGGAUCACGAGUUGUGAAAGAGCACCGAGUUUAAACCUGAGCUGCUGAGUGCACGCAAACACACACACGACUACUUGCAACAUCAAUAGAUCUACAAUAUGUAGUGUAGCUUAAUGCCUUCAAACUGCAGAUAAAGAAACAUGAAAUGUACAGUAAAGGACAGUGCAAAUAUGUAAAUAGGUAUAAAAAAAAGCCACAUUCUCUUAAGAUUGAACCAUCUUUUUCAAGGAAUUUCUUUGCUCUGUAACCUGCCAGAAUCUAAUCUUCACUUCUUCUGUGUUUAAAAAAAAAAAAAAAAAAAAAAUGGGCUGAUUUUUGGUCUUUUGUUCCAAGUCUUACACAAUGCAGCUUCUACAUGUACUUACUAAAGAGAAACAAUGGAACUGAACACUGUUGUCAUUAUGCCUUGCUCCUGGUACUGACAUUUAAAACUCCUAUUUGCCAAAUAUUUUGUGAAGCUGUGCCAGAUGUUGUGUGACAUUGAUUUUGAAUGGAUUUACCUUUUCAAAUUGCCUUGCAUAUAAGAUGCAUGUGACUGUUAACAGACCUCCAAUUGCCAACAUUAUAGGUGUUUUCAGACUCCAAAGAUGAAGCCUUAGAAGUUGUUUGCAAGAAGUACCAGUUCUUUACUUUCUGAGUAUAUACAAGAGUAAAAGGAAUUACUGUUUAACAGUAACCAGUUAGCAAAACUCCUAAAUGCUGUAAUCUUGAUUCGUUCCAAUGUAGCAUGAGUGGGACAGUUUAGACUGUUAGACCAGGAGCAAAUCAAACUGCCAACUGUCAUGUAGCCAGGCUACUGUUAUAUAUAAUAGGUUCAUAAAUACUAAUAUUUGCUGUCUUUCUUUAACUUUUACAGAGAAUGCCAACCUAAACUUUUGCGUAAUGCCAAAUGUAUAACUCCAAAUAAGUGUUAUUUUGGGGUGUUUUUGAUAUUGGUGCUGUAGGCUGUGUUCUUGUCGUGUUUGUCAAUGCAGUUAAUUUGUUUUAAUAAAAUUAAUGAAUAUGCCUCCAA